GGGUCGCUACUGUUGACUGCUGUUGACAGCUAAGAAAUAACAAAGAACGCCAUCUGUGAUUUAACAUGGAUAAUGUUUAUAAAUAAUAAAUAAAUAAAUAAAAUAAUAUUUAAACAAUGAAGUUAAUAAUUAAGUUAUAAUUUUGGAGUUAAAUAGAUCUUUCUGUCAUCGAAAAAGAUAAACAUAAACAUAACAUCAAGGACAUGAAGACUAGGCACCAGGACACUCAUAUGGCCUGAGAUCAAAUUAUUGUUAUGAAAUUGAUAAAGAUUAAAUAAGACAAACAAUGGCUGGAUAUUUAAAAGACAUUAAUGGAUCAAUUCGUUUUGAUGAAAAUCCUGAUAACUCUGAUGUAACAAUAUUGAGAAGAAAAUUACAGGCAAAGACAGAUGCAUUGAUGGUGCUGAGUCAAGAAUUUGAUCAAUGUAGAACACAACGUGAUCAAUUUAAAUUAAUGGCUGAACAAAUACAAGAAAGAUUUUGGUACUUUAAAAAACAAGCAAAUGAUUCAAGAAACACCAGAAAAUUAACUCUUGAUGAUGAUUUUCGUACAAUGGAUCUUUUAACUGAAGCUAGAGAACAAAAUAAAUGUCUACGUCUUCAAGUUGAAACAUUGAGACAAAAAUUAGGUGAUGUACAAGGUGAUAUUAAAGUAUUACGUACAAGUAAUAAUUUAAAUUUAGAUCAAAAUGAAUCACAACUUGCUCCAGCAGUACAUGAAAGAGAAGAACUUAUUGAACAAUUAGAAAAUUUAAAUAUAAAAUAUACACAAUUAAAACAAGAUAUAAAAGUACUUGUUGAUGAAAAACUUGAAUUAGAAACAGAAAGAGAUGCAUUUAAAUGUAAAGCACAUCGUUUAAAUCAUGAAUUAUCAAAAGCAUUAAAUGCAACACAGCCAAUUGAUUUAGAUUCACUCAUCAAUGAGAAUAGAUAUUUACAAGAAAUAAUUGAACAGUUGACUGAAGAAAAAGAAAUAGCAAGACAAUCAUUAUCAAAGUACAAAGGUAUGCUGGAUAGUAAAAAAAUUAAAGGAACAAUUAAACUUGGUGGUACAGCUGGUACAGCUGGGAAAGUAAUGACACUAAAACAAGUUGAACAAUUACUUGGACAAGAAGUUAAUAUAUCUGCUCAAAAAUCAACAGCUGCAUUGGCUGAUCUUAGAAGUCUUUGUUCAGCUCUUCUUGAGUCACUCAAUGACAAAACAUUAGCCUUGGUGCAUCAAAAAAAAGCCAACAAAAUUUUAGCAGCAAGAAUUUGUGAAUUAAACAAGACAACGCCAUCACCAACAUCAAAAUUAUUGGAAGGAUAUACUGGCUCUAAUGUUGAUGACAUUGAAGAAGAAUUUAUACGAAAAACACUUGAAGAUAAUUUAACACAACGUGAGGAUCAAUACAUGAUGAAUGUCAAAUCAUCUUCAUCAUGUUCAGAAAAUCCAACACCAACAAAAACACAAUUACCACAAAAUUUGGAAGAUCUUGUUCAAAAAGCACUAUUAAAUCUUGAAGAAAAUGAAAAAUUAACUUCCUAAAAAUAAAUUGAUUUGUUUAUACAUCUAUCAAGUAUUUAUAUGCAUCAAAAGGGUCUUGAUGUCAUUGAUAAAUCCAAUACCAAAGAUUAAAAAAAAAAGUCAUAAUUAUAAUUUAGUUUAAUCAAUUUUUUAAUUUAGAAAAAAACCGUUAUUUGUAUAUCUAAUUUGACAGUUAAAUUUUUUGGCAUUUAACACGUGGUUUAAUUGAGCAUUGUAAUAAAGUUUAAAUUUACAAAGCCAACCGCGAAAAUAUAAAAGAUAAUAAAAAAAAAUAUAUAUUUAUGAAAUUUAUACACAUUCAACAACAAAUGUCCGGUCAUGUGAAUCAA
Molecule: messenger RNA, 1857 nt
Organism: Aphidius gifuensis
Lineage: Eukaryota; Metazoa; Arthropoda; Insecta; Hymenoptera; Braconidae
Product: coiled-coil domain-containing protein 149
Exons: 8
Coding region: 287-1528 (413 amino acids)
Source: RefSeq, a predicted model, not a curated record